GAUUAUUUCUGCAGCUGGUGGGCUAGCAAGGUUCGCAGUUUACCGAUUGAGCCCGCGCAAUCGACGACGAAGACGAGAAGGUACACACUUUGCAACAGGGAUAGGCACUAUUCUCGUUCACCUUUUACUGUCCGAAUUUUGCGAGUAACGCACCAGGAUCGUUUGGACAUGUUGUGAAUGGAGAAGCAGUGCAAAAUGAACGGCAGGCUGAAGGAUAGCUUGCCAAGCAUCCCCUCCGAUCUGUUGCUUAACCCCUUCGUGCACCACCUGGAACUCACAUCCACCUUAGACAAGAUAAAGACCGCUCUUCUAACGGUGACAUUUCUGCCGCUGCGAGUCCUUUGCAUUGGUCUGCUGCUGAGUUUGGCCUGGGUGUUGGCCUGCGUCGGUCUUGUGGGCCUCGACGAAAAUGACGUGCGCUGCAAACCCCUGACCGGCUGGCGAAGGUCGUUGAGAGCAGUGAUCAGUAAAUUGGUGCGCCUGCUUAUGGUGUUCGGUAGUUUCCACACGGUGAAGGUCAAAGGACGCCAGGCGACUCAGAGGGAGGCGCCGGUCCUCAUUCUGGCGCCUCACUCGUCCUUUUUCGACGCUCUGCCCGUGGUCCUACUCGGCUCGCCAAGCAUCGUCGCCAAAGCCGAGACGGCCAACAUUCCUUUCUUUGGCAAGUUGAUCAACUACACACAGCCGGUGUACGUCUGGAGAGAUGACCCUACGUCACGCCAGAAAACAAUCAAGGAAAUCGUGAACCGCGCCACCUCAAAACUGGAGUGGCCCCAGAUUUUGAUCUUCCCCGAAGGAACAUGCACGAACAGGAAAUGUCUCAUCACAUUCAAGCUGGGCGCCUUCUACCCUGGUGUGCCUGUCCAGCCGGUGUGCAUCAGAUACCCAAACGAACUGGACACCGUCACCUGGACCUGGGAAGGGCCCGGCGCUCUGAAGCUGCUCUGGCUCACUCUGACCAGGUGGAACAGCAUCUGCGAAAUCGAGUUCCUGCCCGUCUACAAGCCGAGCGAGGAGGAGAAAAAUAAUCCCAAAUUGUUUGCCAACAAUGUGCGCAACAUCAUGGCCAAGGCGCUCCAAAUUCCUGUCUCUGACUACAACUACUCAGACACGCUUUUGAUCAAGAAGGCUGUAGAGCUGAACCUCCCAUCAGCGUCAGACCUCGUCAAAGUCCAAAAGCUGAGGCAUAAAAUUGGACUAAAUUGUUUGGAAUUAGAAGUGCAACAGGCAUCUAAGUUGCUGAACAAAGAUCUUUGCUCCUUGGAGGACUUUGCGAAGGUUCUAAACGUGAGCGCUGGAAAUGAUGCUGUGCAAGAGUUGUUUCAGCUCUACGUCAAGAACGGUGUGCGAAUCAUAAAUAUUAGAGAGUAUUUGCUUGACAGUAUCAUCAUUAACAUGAAGAGUAAAACUGAGGAGAUGGCAAGACUGGCGUUUGAGGCCGUUAGCAGCGACCCAACUAGAAUGAGCAGGGAUGAAGCUGUGCAAGCACUGAAGAUUUCACUGAAAAUGUCAGAAGAGCGGGCGGAUCGGAUUUUCGACAAAAUAGAAUCAGUUUCAAAGUUUAAUUACGACUCGUUUGUGAAGUACGCCCAAAACAAAGAAGAUCUUGCAAAGAUUUUUGCUGGACCAAAAAAGGAUAACUGAGAGUAACCUCAAUUUGCAAUGAUCUGUGCCAAAGAGACCACGGAGAAAAAAUUUUGCCUGAUGUAUUUUUGAGAGUUUUACAUACAAGUAUUUUUUGCUCUGAAUUCGAGUAGAAUCCACUCGUGAUGCACUACUAUCUCUGUUAUUGGCAGGAACAGUCAAUUCUCUGUGUGGUUAUGAAUGUAAAUCAUUCCUGGAGACCGGUUAAACUAAAUGUGUAGUUAAUUAUUAUUGCCUCUUAUUUAUUUUUGUGCAAUUUGUACAUUCUCUAUUCUGCUGGAAUAAAACGUGUUAUAAUAAUGAAUUAUCUCAAAAA
Cloeon dipterum is the source of this 1960-nucleotide messenger RNA. It is a transcript of the gene LPCAT, whose product is annotated as lysophosphatidylcholine acyltransferase. Bases 178 to 1644 code for a protein of 488 amino acids. NCBI's taxonomy places the organism in Eukaryota, Metazoa, Arthropoda, Insecta, Ephemeroptera, Baetidae. Gene Ontology annotation, cellular component: endoplasmic reticulum. The record is from RefSeq and is a predicted model, not a curated record. Gene Ontology annotation, molecular function: lysophosphatidic acid acyltransferase activity. The transcript has 10 exons.